Molecule: messenger RNA, 351 nt
Organism: Effrenium voratum
Lineage: Eukaryota; Dinophyceae; Suessiales; Symbiodiniaceae
Source: the annotation of a GenBank genome assembly
AUGCCUUUGGGGGUUCGCAAGGACAGGCCUUGUGGGUGCGUUGCUGACACGCACAACGGCCAUUCCUGGGGUAACCGUGGCAUUGAGCCUGGUGGGUGUCGCUCGUGUUCGAAAAGGGAUUCAUGGUGCCGACCGCAAUCCCAAGAGCAGCCGAGCCCCGAGCCAAGCAAAAGCAUUGCUUGGUGCAGGUGCAAGGCGUCGGCCCUGGUCGUGACAGCAGGACUCUUUUCAGCGCCCACAAGAAGCGCCCUGUCCUCGCAAGCGUCGGCGUGGGAGGACGACCCCCUGGCGGCGUUUGGCAGAAUGCUGUUCCAGCAAAAGGCUUUUAGCUGGGGCUUCCAAGACAAGUGA